AUGGCUGGUGUGUAUAGGCACGCAGACUUCUAUGAGACGCCCAUAGGUCGGUCUCUGUAUUCUGGUGGUGUCGGCAGCGGCUGCUGGGCCCCUGCCAGUCCCAUGCCCUCUGAUGGAAGACUCGAGCUCAACCAAUGGUUCAGGCCUUCAACAUGCACCCAGUCCAAUGGCUCGACCCCAAUCUGUCACAGCCCAUCACAGGGUCCUAACCCGCCUUUGGAGAAGGGAUGCCUCAAAGUGUGUGGCGCAGCGGGGUCUCACCCCUACCAGACUCUCCUGCGCAUAGACCACCAUGGCUACUCUGUGUCCAGGAUGGUGCUCGCUCUGUGUGCUGCUGGGCGGCAGAUCCUUACGGCUCUGAUGCUGCUGCUGUGCGUCGGCCUGGGUGCAACCUCCUCCAUCGUGAACAUGCGUAGAGUCACCCACCCUACAGUACGAGAAACUCUGGCUGGCAGAGCCCUCCUCCCCUGUGUCUUCACCCUACAGGCCAGCUCCACCGGCCAGCCUCCCCACAUCUUGUGGACUCUCCUCAGGCAACCAGCAGGGGCACCGAGGGGACCUGUGGAGCAGACUGUGCUCUCUGCGAGGGGUGAUGUAAUCAAGGUGAAUAAGGCUUUCAUUGGCCGCGUCAGAAUGCCAGGAUACACUGCCAAUCCUCUGAAUGCUACCAUGGAGAUUCACGGUCUCCGUACCAACGACUCGGGCACCUACCACUGUCAGGUUGUCAUGGGUAACAACUAUGAGAGAGACGUCGUGCCCCUGGUGGUUUCUGGUGUGGUGUUCCACUACCAGGCACCCAGCACCCGUUAUGCUCUUUCGUUCGCUGACGCCCAGAGGGCCUGCCAGGACAACUUGGCUCAAAUUGCCACGCCAGUGCAGCUGUGGGCAGCGUACUAUGACGGCUUUGCCAGCUGUGCGGCCGGUUGGUUAGAAGACCAAACAGUCCGCUAUUCUGUCCAGUUGCCAGAGCUUGGUUGCUAUGGACACAAGGAGUACUCUGCUGGCGUGAGGAACUAUGGGAAGAGGGACCCAAAUGAGCUGUUUGAUGUGUACUGUUAUGCAAGAGAAUUGGAUGGUGAGGUUUUCCACACUUCAGUCCCAGGGCGGCUGUCUCUGUCUUCAGCCUCAGACCGCUGUGUGUCCCUGGGGGGCCAGCUGGCCACAGUGGGGCAACUUUAUCUGGCGUGGAAGGCCGGUCUGGACAGCUGCGCCCCAGGCUGGCUCUCUGAUGGCAGCGUCCGCUAUCCUGUUACGUGGCCUCGCCCUGACUGUGGAGGGGACCGGCCAGGAAUCCGCACCAUCACCCCCACCAGCGCCCCUGACAACACCACAGCACUCUAUGAUGCUUACUGCUACAGAGGAAAUGUGAAGAAGACGAGUUCCAUCUCUAAGAUCUACACCUCCCUCUGGAAGCCCUGGAGCUACCUGGCGGGUUCAAGUAAUGCUGACUCCCCCGGGACAGAUAGUCCCAGCCUCGCUACAGAAAAUACAAAAUCUGUUUUUAUUCACACAGAUAAGCCAUUCUUGGAUGGCCGUGACCUUUCACCUUCUAACUGGACAGGACUGGUUGAUUUGGAGGAGGAGGCCACACCGCACAAUGCCUCAGACCCCUGGUCCUCAGAGUCUUCAGGCAUGUACGUGACCCUUCAGCGAAUCCCAGGACAGCUGUCCUUUGACUGGGGAGAGCCACUGGAGCCUGGGCCUAAUUCACAAGAGUUUCUUAGACCUCCAGUCCCUGCCACCACCAACCCUCCUCCCACUCCUACUGAGAAGAAGGUGAUCUCAAAGAUUGUCAAAUCCAUCUGGAAGCCGUGGAACUACCUGGCGGGGGAGGGUGAUGAGGAAGGAACACCGGGACCAAGUGAACAGGACAGGAAGGAGGAGACAGCCACCAAGGGCAGCCAGACGGAUACAGGAUCAGAUCCCCUCAGCACACCAGCUCCAGGUUUGUUUUCCUGGGGACGUUCAUGGUUCACGGGUCCCUCAAGGGGAAAUGCUGCAUCAGUGAGUGAAGAAUCACCCACUGGUCAGUCAACCACUCUGCCAGCCUCCACUGAACACCCCACGACUACAGAAAGCAAUCACAGCUCAGUGAAGCCAGAGAUCCAGACCUCCGCCACCUCCACCCCUGCAGUAGAAACCACCUCAUCCAGCGGGGGAACCUGGGUCCGUGUUGUGCCCUCAAAAGCGGAGACCACAACCCAGCUGAGUGACAAGAGGGAGGAGACGGUGACCUCUAGGGCUAGUGGUAGAGGAGGUAGAGGAAGGGGAAGGAAGAGGGGAGAAGACAGAGGGAGAGGAGAGGACAAGGGCAGAGAGGAGAGGGGGAAAGGAGAGGAGAAAGGGAAAGGAGAAGAGGAGGGGAGUGGCGAGCUUGGUGGUGUGGAAGCAAAAGGGGAGAUCCAGUUCACUCGUCGACCAGUUGGAACAAGUAAACCAAGAGAAAGAAACAGAGAAAGAUCCAGAGAGAGGGGUCAUCGGAGAGGCCAGUCCACGACUACCACCACUACCACCACCAGUCCUUCCCAGUCUACAUUUAUACCCGUAACUGGGUCAGACAGCACAAACCUGUCCUUACCCACUUCACCAUCUCCUACCCCAUCACCAAGCCCAUCAACAUCUCUAUUACCAAACACAUCCCAAAACGUUUCCUCUCCAGAAACUCCAUCACCUUCACCCUCCCCAUCACCAUCCCCCACAGCAUCCCUGUCCAACUCUUCAUCCCCGCUCCCUUCUUCUCCAUCCCCAUCUCCAACCCAAUCCUUGUUUGAAUCCCCAUCCCCGCCCCAAUCCACAUCCCAAUCCCAUUCUCAGUCUCCUUCGCCAUCCCCUUCAUCAUCUCCCUCAUCGUUCCCAUCCCCAUCCCUAUCGUUUUCACCAUCUCCACCUCCAUCUCAUACCCAGACUUUGGGAUCAGGGUAUCCAGCUCCACCCCCACGGUCAGACAGCCAGCCCGUCUCCAGGGACGUCCUCCCGUCGCUUCAGUGGGUCCCAGUGGAGAGAGCAGUUGUGCGAGGAGCUGUGGAGCACGCAAAGGGGCCUCCGGAUUCUCCUCCAUCACCCUCCGGCCCCCCAGAGGAGGAGGAGCCUGCUUGGUCUCAUUCUGUGGGCUCAGGGGCUCUGUUACCUGGCAACAUGGAGGACGAGGGCAGCAGAGGAGGAUUCAACCUCAGCAACAUGACUCUUGGCCCAGCAGCUGAGGCGGAGCCCUGCGUGACUAACCCGUGUCUGCAUGGGGGAAAGUGCCUUCCUCAGGGAAAAGGCUACAGCUGCUACUGCCCACAAGGAUACACUGGGGAGAACUGUGAGAUUGAUGUUGACGACUGCCAGUCCGACCCAUGUGAAAAUGGAGGCACUUGCAUCGACAAGAUUGAUUCGUUCCUCUGUCUUUGCCUGCCCAGCUAUGGAGGCGACAUGUGUGAGAAAGACAUUGAAGGUUGUGAGCAUGGCUGGAGGAAGUUUCACGGCCACUGCUACAGAUACUUCACACACAGACACACCUGGGAGGACGCAGAGAAAGACUGCAGAGAGCACAGUGCCCACCUCAGUAGUGUCACCUCCGCCAUCGAACAGGAGUUCAUCAAUGGUCUGGGUCACGACAACGCCUGGAUCGGCCUGAAUGACCGCACAGUGGAGGAAGACUUCCAGUGGACCGACAGUAAUGAACUGGUCUACGAGAACUGGAGGGAGAGCCAGCCAGACAACUUCUUUGCAGGCGGGGAGGACUGUGUAGUGACCAUUGCCCAUGAGGACGGCAAGUGGAACGACGUGCCCUGCAACUACAACCUGCCCUACAUCUGCAAGAAAGGCACAGUGUUAUGUGGGACCCCGCCUGCAGUGGAGAACGCCCAUUUGAUAGGCCGGCGGAGGUCACACUACGAUAUCCAUGCGGUGGUGCGUUACCAGUGCUCUGAGGGUUUCUACCAGCGCCACAUCCCCACUGCACGCUGCCGGGCUGAUGGCAGCUGGGAGCGCCCCAAGAUCAUCUGCACAAAGUCCCGGCGAUCCCACCGGUACCGACGCCACCACCAUCAGCACCGUGAGCGCCGAAACCACAGGAGACACGGAGGAGAGGGACACAGGGCCAGAGAGGACACACACAGCCACUACUGAACCAAAUAAUACCAUGUUCGCAAUGCCUGGGUGCUAACCACGGCCCAUAAAGAAAGACAAUAGUUCACAUCAGUACCAUUCUCAUCCUCUUUUCUGCUUUCUUCCCAUUCUCAGUUUAGGCUUAUUCCUGUCGUUGAAUAAUUUACUCCAGUUCUAACAUUUAUCUCCAUAACCCCAUCACUGAUCUCUGGUGUUUUGGGGCUUUUUUUGUUGCUGUUGUUGUUUUUGUAUUUUAACUCCUGUCUCCUUCCCCCAGGUCCAUGUGAACACUAACUCUUUGUCUUAUUAACAUGGUCUGUAACAUCUCGGUAAAUCCUCAAACUGUCUAUUAAUAACCUCUCUCGAUCUGAGAGACCGUGUGUGUGUGAGUGUAUGCAUGUAAGAGAGGAAAUUAGAGAAACCUGAGUCACUUUUUUUUUUUUUAAGUUUGCUUGUUCUACAUGGAAAAUUAUACUCAUCUUAGUAUUCUGUUUACAAAGCACAGAUGUAAUUGAUGCAAGAUAGCUUUCAGUCCCUGAUAACCCUGAGCUUUUUUGUAUGUGUACUGUAACUGUUACUUAUUCCAUAGAAGAACUGAAUAGCUGCUCUGUUUUAUUCUACAUACAUGCUUUUUUCUAAUAUAUGCUAUGUUUUUGUGUAAUGUUACUAUUUAUUAUGAGCCAUUUGCUAGUGAGUAUGCUUUCUUUUUUACUUCUAAUUCAGACAGCCAAUGUAACAUCCUUUUUCUAUACCGGUGUACCAUUCCUACAAUCAAUCAGUAACAGCAUUAAUUCUUGAUUGCCUCUAAUCACUGUACUGUAAAUAUUGUAACGUUUGUCAUUGGCUGAUCCUUGAUUAGUAGCUGGACAUUGUCCAAUCAAAUAGUUCCCCAUCAUCAUAAGCAUUCUGAGCUAAUGAACAUGUCCCAUUGACCUGCAGUAGAUUGUGUGGAUGGGAUUAUACAAGACUUUCCCGAGAUAACUGCUUGAUUGUAUCUGAAUUGCUAAAUACUCUCAAUCUUUGCACGGCUAUAUUCACGUGAUGGGUAGAAUGUCACAGCCUUUGUCCUUGAUCCCUUUGAUAUUUGAUCAACCAUCCACUUUUUUGGUGUUCUUAAGACUUUUUGUCCUGCUGUUGUGUUCCAUUCUUAAUAAAGUGAAA
This is a messenger RNA of Myripristis murdjan (pinecone soldierfish), 5253 nucleotides long. Its product is annotated as neurocan core protein-like. Bases 1 to 4113 code for a protein of 1370 amino acids. Gene Ontology annotation, biological process: skeletal system development; glial cell differentiation; central nervous system development. Gene Ontology annotation, molecular function: calcium ion binding; hyaluronic acid binding. The transcript is spliced from 21 exons. The record is from RefSeq and is a predicted model, not a curated record. Gene Ontology annotation, cellular component: perineuronal net; synapse. Lineage: Eukaryota; Metazoa; Chordata; Actinopteri; Holocentriformes; Holocentridae.